Messenger RNA from Labrus mixtus (cuckoo wrasse), 1511 nucleotides. It is a transcript of the gene get4, whose product is annotated as guided entry of tail-anchored proteins factor 4. Gene Ontology annotation, molecular function: protein binding. The transcript has 9 exons. Gene Ontology annotation, cellular component: BAT3 complex; cytosol. Gene Ontology annotation, biological process: protein insertion into ER membrane. Lineage: Eukaryota; Metazoa; Chordata; Actinopteri; Labriformes; Labridae. The record is from RefSeq and is a predicted model, not a curated record. The coding region runs from base 41 to 1012 and encodes 323 amino acids.
CCACUGUCAACACUUGGCUCGCUGCUGCGGAGCAACGACGAUGUCGGAGCAGGAGUCUCUGAGGUGCUCCAGUGCCAGAAACCGUGGAGGCGUACAAAGGGUGGAGGGAAAACUGCGAGCCAGUGUAGAAAAAGGGGAUUAUUAUGAAGCACAUCAGAUGUACAGGACUUUAUUUUUUAGGUACAUGUCACAGGCUAAACAUGCUGAGGCCAGGGAGCUGAUGUACAAUGGUGCUCUACUCUUCUUCAGCUAUAACCAGCAAAACAGUGCAGCAGACCUGUCCAUGCUGGUUCUGGAGGUGUUGGAGAAAUCUGAGACAAAAGUUGAAGAUGAUAUAUUAGAAAGCCUGGCUAAGUUGUUCAGCCGGAUGGAGCCGAACUCCCCUGAGAGAGUAGCAUUUGUGUCCAGAGCCUUGAAAUGGUCCACAGGAGGAUCUGGCAAGUUGGGUCACCCGAAACUACACCAGCUGCUGGCUGUCACCUUGUGGAAAGAACAAAACUACAGUGAGUCUCGUUACCACUUCCUGCAUUCGUCUGACGGGGAGGGCUGUGCGCAGAUGCUGGUGGAGUUCUCGGCCUCUCGAGGCUUCCGCAGCGAGGUCGACAUGUUUGUGGCGCAGGCCGUCCUACAGUUCCUCUGCUUAAAGAACAAAAACAGCGCUUCCGUGGUGUUCAGCACAUACACAGAGAAACACCCGUCCAUAGAAAAGGGCCCUCCCUUCGUCCAGCCUCUACUGAACUUUAUCUGGUUUCUGCUGCUGGCAGUGGAUGGGGGUAAAUUAACAGUUUUCACAGUGUUAUGUGAGCAAUACCAACCUUCUCUAAAGAGGGACCCCAUGUAUAAUGAGUAUCUCGACAGAAUAGGACAGGUUUUCUUUGGCGUUCCACCCAAACAGUCACCAUCAUACGGUGGACUGCUAGGAAACCUGCUGAACAGCCUGAUGGGAUCAGGCGAGGAUGAUGAUGGAGCUGAAGAAGCCCAGGAGGACAGCAGCCCCAUAGAGCUGGACUGAGCCUGCGACAGCCUGACAAGAAAUCAAAUGAACAAAAAAAAAAAAAAGAAGAGGAAGUCCACGCCGCCUCUGUCCUUCACCUCCACAACAAGGAUGGGGCGAGGUGCUGGCCUGUGUUUUCAGAGGUGUGCUGUUUCCAAAAACCCUUCCCCAACCAUCAAGUCUAAAAUCAGAGCAAGUAUCCGGCCACAAAAUUCUCCCUUCAGCACUGCCGGGACUGACUGCGCCAAACUGCAAACUCUUCCCGUGUUGAUUUAUUGUAAGAUUAUAUUAUUUUAUUUUAACCCUGAUUUUUGGUUGGUUGGGGACUCUCGCUCUUUGUUUAGGGUGUAUGAUUUUUAAACAUAACAAAGCGCCCUCUCCCUGUGAUAACCUGCUCCAAAGAUGUGGGAGUGGUUUUGAGUCUCUCAGUGGAGAGGAUAGCAUCACAUGUACACACAUCCUCUUCAUAAUGUCGACUGCAUCGUUAAAGGAGGGUUCAGUCCACUUACUACAUUUA